Molecule: messenger RNA, 3771 nt
Organism: Cucurbitaria berberidis CBS 394.84
Lineage: Eukaryota; Fungi; Ascomycota; Dothideomycetes; Pleosporales; Cucurbitariaceae
Product: glycoside hydrolase family 125 protein
Exons: 5
Coding region: 1-3771 (1256 amino acids)
Biological process (GO): carbohydrate metabolic process
Source: RefSeq, a predicted model, not a curated record
AUGAUCGAGAAUGGCACCCACGAGCCCCGCGACAUCUUCGCUGCCACGUCGGUGGCUGAGAUCCAUGCCGCCCUCCACCAACUGCACGAGCACGAGGCCACGGUGACGCAGCGAUUGAAUGCCCUCAUCGCAUCGCAAAAGGACCUCUCGCGCGAACUCGGCCGCCUCGACUUGCUUCGAGCCAACCUAGGCACCCAGGCUGUCAACACGCGCGCCAUCAGCCAUGGCAUGCUCUCCGAUGCCGCCUCGACUGCGAACCGCAUCUCGAGCGCCGUCAAGCGAUUAGACCAGGAGCAGUCAAACGUCAAGGCGACCCUGGACGUGGUCGAGCAGGUGGCCGAGCUGAAGGCCUGCGUGCUGGGCGUAUACGGGUCUAUGGGAGCACCCCAGGACUGGGAAACUGCAGCGGGGUACCUCCAUCGAGCCUCCAAAAUACCCGACUCCGUCAUAAAUGGCAGCUUUGCUGAGGAGAUUGUGCCCACGGCAGAGGUGCCUGAUCCGCCGCGGGUGACUCUAGACGCCGCUGCCGAAUCUCUCUGUGGCCUGUUCCUGCGCGAGUUUGAGAAGGCCACCCAGGAAGGAGACGGCGCAAAGGUGACGAGGUUCUUCAAGCUGUUCCCCUUAGUUGGACGAACAGCCAUGGGCUUGGAUGCUUACGGAAGAUAUGUCUGCCAGGGCGUCGCUUCACGGGCGCGGACAAACUUCAAUUCGGCUGCACCAGCACUCAGAAACGAGAGUUUCUUCUACGCUAACACCAUUACCAAGCUGUUCGAGCACAUUGCUCAGAUCGUAGACGGCCACGAGCCUCUGGUAGAGCGUCACUAUGGUCCAGGCAUGAUGCAGAAAGUCAUUGAGCGACUACAGAUCGAAGCUGAUGUGCAGGGUGGCAUUGUGCUCGACACUUGGCAUGAAGAACGGAAAAUUGACCGCAAGUUGACUGAAGUCAAGUCAUAUGCCUUCUCCUUCCUCGUACAAAGCUUUCUACCUACCCAAAAGUCCGCGACAGGGACGCCACGCUCAAACUCACCAGCCAACGGUCUACCACGAACAAGCGAAGACGAAGGCGUCAACAUGAAGGAGGUCGAUGGUCUCCUAGCCGAGAGUGCGCUGAUCCUUGGUCGAUACGCACUGUAUUCGCGAUUCAUAUCUGACAAGUGCGCGCCCUCUGAGCCCGAAGACCGCAUCGAUCAUGGCCUGGUGAUGCCCCAUUUCCUAGCGACCAGCAACCUCCAGAAAAAGGUUACGAGCCAUCUUAUCGAGCCUGUUAACAUCAUGACGACCUUCUUCUUCCGGCGCUCCGUAGAAAAAGCCUUCCAACUUGACGAGUCGCCCUCUGAUCUCACUCUCAACCCCACAAAACCCCUGGGCUCAAAUCCACCCUUCAUCACCUCUGCAGUCGACGAUGUCAUGUAUAUAGUCAACCAGGUUCUUCAGAGAACACUGGCAACCUCUCAGCGUACUGUUGUCGCCAGUGUCGUGCCUACUGUGAGUCAGAUCCUAGGCUCAGACUUUAUCGGCAUGAUCCAACGGAAGAUGCGAGAUGAGAGUUAUCCGAAGCCUGUCAUUCAAGGGGGCUUGCCUCCUGAGGAUAGAGUCAUCGCGUUCCUAGUUCUCAUCAACAACCUCGACAUUGCGAACGACUACGUUAAGCGCAUCGUACAGCAGCAACUGGGCAACCAUUUGCCGUCUUCCAAUGACGAGCCUGCAAAAUCACCUAUGCACGACUUGUUUCCCUUUGGCCACGAUGCUACUUUUGUCGAAAACACACUCAAGGCGAUGGGGAAGUCGUUCGCCGCGAAGAGUGGAGACCUACUCAACGAUGGCAUCACGGUCUUGUUCACAAACGUCCUAAAGCCUCGCAUACGGCCAAUACUAGCUGAAGCCUUCCGCGACAUCGACUAUGCACCAGAAGAUGACGAGGACGAUCUAGACGAAGACGGCGGGGAAGAUGACGCCGACUUGGUGAAAUCACGAUUCGACCGCGGCUGGGGAGUUGUGAUCCGCCCCAUCAAACGCAUCUUGACUACUGCGAACUUCGACCGUCUUCUAACCUUAGCCUUGAACUAUCUCGCAUCUGCGCUCGAGAGCCGUAUACGAAGCUACUACGGAAGGGUUAACGAGCUUGGAGCGGUGAGGCUUGAACGCGAUAUCGCCGGCAUUAUCUCAGCGGCUGUGGCCGGUGGAAAGUACGGGUUGCGCGAUGCUUUCACCAAAUGCACGCAAAUGACGCUUAUUAUGAACAUGGAGGACGAUGAGUGGGACGAGGUUGCAGACGACAACUCAGGCGAGUCUAGAAUCCCAUGGGUGCUGGACGCCGAGGAGAGAAAGAGAUGCCCCGUCUACACAGGAUACGCUGCGCAACGUCAUGGACCAUACACUGAAGGACGAUGGAAUCUCUCAUACGCGCGACCUAUUCCUCCAUGUCGAACAUUUUAUUCUCCAGAGGUCGAGGAUACCAUCGAACGCCUGCGCCACGUGAUCACCGACCCGGAUCUCUUCCGCAUAUUCGAGAACAGCUGGCCGAGCACUCUGGAUACCACGAUCGCAUGGCAUGGCCUAGCCAAUAAGACCUUUGGCUUCGAAAAGGGGCGAUAUGGCAAAGAGCAACAAGAAGAGCUGACAUUCGUAAUCACCGGCGACAUUGAAGCGAUUCAUAACAGCCUAGCUAGCCUCUUCCGCGGCGCGAUCAACCUACAGGCGCGAUACAUCCUAGAAAGUCCAUUCUGCAACGCCUUCCAAGCUCCCGAGGAGAGUGACAUUAUGAGGAAGAGCAGUGCAAACAGCGAUCAAAUCACCCCAUACUUCGACUACUACAAGGUAUUUUCGUGCCAGUGGGAAUUGGACUCUGUAGCCUCAUUCCUCCAACUCUCAGUAGACUACGUUACAGCGACCCAGGAUUACGACUUCUUCCAAAGAUCGAGUAACUGGACGAAAGCCGUUGAGGUCGUGUUGCGGACCGCGGAGAGCAUGAUGGUGGAUAGCUACACCGACGAUGGCGAGUGGCAGCAUACACCCUACACCUACUGUGCGCCCUACGGCGGAACCCCGAUAAAUGAUUGCAACGGGAGCCCGCACAAGGGCAACAUUGGUCUAGUUCGCUCCUUCCAUCGACCCAGCGACGACGCAUGCACAUAUCAGUACCUCAUCCCCUCCAACAUGAUGUUCAGCGCCGCCUUGAACGCAUCAUCCCUCAUCAUGGGGCGCAUCGAGCCCAAGGGGGGCAACCUAACAACCUGGAUGCGAAACAUGUCCACGGGUAUCAACAGGGGUAUAGAGAAGUAUGCCAUAGUCGACGGUGGCAAACACGGCAAGAUCUACGCGUUCGAGAUCGAUGGCUACGGCAGCGCAAACGUCAUGGACGACCCUAACAUUCCGUCCCUUUUAUCUGCUCCGUUCUUGUCUUACACUACCCUGCGCGACCCGAUAUACAUCAACACACGCAAGAAGAUCCUUUCGAAAGAGAACCCGUAUUACGCCUGGGGCCCUAUCAUCUCCGGGAUUGGCAGCCCGCACACGCUACCUGGCCGCGCGUGGCCUAUGGCUCUCAUCAUGGCCAUCUUGACGAGCGAAGACGACGAGGAGGUUCUGAUGAACUUGAAGAUGUUGAUGCAGAGUACGGAUGGGCUUGGGCUUAUGCAUGAGAGUGUUCAUAGUAGCAGGGAAGGGGUGUGGAGUCGGCAGUGGUUUUCGUGGGCGAACGGGCUGUUUGGUCAGGCGAUUUUGGAUCUGGAGAAACGGAAGCCGCAUAUUUUGAAGAUGAGUUUUCAAUAG